Molecule: messenger RNA, 843 nt
Organism: Rhodamnia argentea
Lineage: Eukaryota; Viridiplantae; Streptophyta; Magnoliopsida; Myrtales; Myrtaceae
Product: protein LURP-one-related 15-like
Exons: 3
Coding region: 54-683 (209 amino acids)
Source: RefSeq, a predicted model, not a curated record
CGUGUCGCUUCGAAACCCCUCUCUCUCUCCGGCACACCCGAAUACAAGAUAGAAUGAUGCCGCAACCCCAACCGGCGACGUCGCAACCGCAAUCGGUGGCGAUAGUCGGACCCCAGUACUGUGUUCCGCAGGUCCUGGACCUUGCAAUCGUGAGGAAAGUGAUGUCCCUUACGGACGGCAGCUUCGUGGUCACCGACGCCGCCGACAACAUCCUUUUCAAGGUCAAAGGGCACGUCUUCAGCAUCCACGACCGCCGUGUCUUGGUCGACGCUGCCGGGAACCCGCUCAUGACUCUGACAGAGAAGAUCAUGAGCGCGCACGAUAGGUGGCAAGCUUUCCGAGGAGACAGCACCGACCCGAAAGAUCUGAUCUUUACGGUGAAGCGCUCUGCGAUGAUCCAGUUGAAGACUAAACUCCAUGUGUUUCUGUCCACCAACACCACCAACGGGCACGUCUGCGAUUUCCGCAUAGAAGGAAGCUGGUCCGAGCGAUCCUGCGCCAUUUAUGCCGGAGAAUCCAACAGCAUAGUCGCCCAAAUGCACAAGAAGCACAGCGUCCAGAGUGUCUUGCUUGGGAAGGACAAGUUCAUGGUGACGGUGUACCCCAAUGUCGACUACGCGUUCAUCGCCGCAAUCAUCGUGAUUCUAGACGGAAUCAACAAGGACGACCACGGCGGCGAUUGAUCCUAAGCCCCUCAGCCUUUCUUGAGGUCACCUUAUGUAUCGUAUGCCCAUGUUGGCUGAAUUCGAUAUCGUGAUCAUGUCAUUUCGAUCACAAAAUAAUAGGAGAUCCGUGAGCUGUAAAAUGCAUUGCUAAUGAUAAUUGCUGUGCGCCUAUGUGAUA